Molecule: messenger RNA, 1202 nt
Organism: Odocoileus virginianus texanus
Lineage: Eukaryota; Metazoa; Chordata; Mammalia; Artiodactyla; Cervidae
Product: protein POLR1D-like
Source: RefSeq, a predicted model, not a curated record
CAGAGCCUCGGGCCCGCCCGCGCCACCUGAGGAUCCCGGAAGCCGACCCCGCCAUGGAAGAGGACCAGGAGCUGGAGAGGAAAGCGAUAGAAGAGCUGCUGAAAGAGGCAAAACGUGGGAAAACAAGAGCAGAAACAAUGGGACCAAUGGGCUGGAUGAAGUGUCCUCUUGCCGGGACAAAUAAAAGAUUUCUAAUUAACACAAUUAAGAACACACUGCCCUCCCACAAAGAGCAAGACCACGAACAAAAAGAGGGCAGCAAGGAACCGGCGAAAAGCCAGAGCCAGAAGGAGGAAGGGCGCCAGAAGCACCGGUCUCACCCGUACAAGCACAGCGUCCACGCCCGGCGCUCACCGCCCGGGAAGCGGGGGAAGCGGGGUAGCCAUGAGAAGUCGCAGACACGGUCCAGCAAGCGGUGAGGUGGGGGCCCGGGGCCCAGCGAGACCCUCCCAGUGCCCAGGCCUGGGGUGGUGCGGAGACACCAGGACGGGUUUACAGCAGGGCCUCCGUCCUGAUGGCGGACAGUCACCCGAGGCUCCACGAAGGAGCACAGCGACAUCCCGGCAGGUUUAAGCGGCUUCGGCAGUGUAAUAUACAUUCGUCUGGGUUUUCUUCUGUCUUGUUUGGAAGUUGGUUUCAAAAUAAAUCUAGAACUUACAAGUUUUCAGAGAUUAUUAAAAUUAGUUCCAGUUUUUGUUUUUGUUUUUUGAUGUGCUGCACUUGUGGUCUUUUCUCAGAAUUUCUAAAAACAGAAAGAUACUUGUCAAUCCUAUACUUUUGGGGGGUGAUGAUUUUAGAAACCUGGCCAGUGAUCAUAUUUAUGAAAAGCUGUAGCCCUUAUUUAGCCAGAAAUUCUUGAGAGCUCUGUACCAGUUGACCUUUAAAUGAACAACGUAGGAAAAUCUCAAAAUCCUCUUGAAUUUAGCACCGCCCCCCAUCAAUAACCAGGGGUUAAAAAACUGUCUCUCUUCUUUCCUUGUGCAUUCUCAAACUCAUUCCUGAGAUAGAACAAUUUUUCUGUAUUUCAUUUUGGGGGGAAUAUGUACGUUUUAAGUGGUGCUUUUAAAAGAACCUUCAAAAGUUAAAAUUACUAUUAUUUUCAUGCUAUGUCUUAUUUAGCUAAAGACCUAUGAUGCCAUUCUUAGGUGUUGUACAGUUGUUUCAGAAAUCUGAAUUUUAAAUAAAAGUGUGUUUACAAUGCC